CGGUCUAGAGCAGCGCUCGGCUCGGCGCCGCGGGCGCUCUGCUUCACCUUCAGAUGCGCGGGGCGUGCGCGUCCUCCUCCCGGGGCCCGCCGCCUCUCCUCCAAGGUGCUUGCUGCCGUCUCUUACAUCCCAGAAUAUGCACCUACUCAUCACAAAUACCUCUCUCCCCUCUGGGCAGCAGGAGCCCCUCUGAAAAUGGAGAGAUAAGACACACCCUCCGGCCCUCGAGACACAAGGCUGUGCUGUGACCCCCCCGCCCCCCCAUCGUCCUCAUGGAUCGCAGCAGAGAGGCUGAGAUGGAGCUGAGGAGAGCGCCCAGCCCACCCAGGGCUGGCAGGAGCCACGAGGUGGAAGGGGACAAGGCCGCGUGCCACAGCUGCUGCAUCUGUGGCAAGAGCUUCCCGUUCCAGAGCUCCCUGUCCCAGCACAUGCGGAAGCACACGGGAGAGAAGCCCUACAAGUGUCCCUACUGUGACCACAGGGCUUCCCAGAAGGGCAACCUCAAGAUCCACAUCCGCAGCCACCGCACGGGGACUCUGAUCCAGGGGCACGAGCCAGAGGCAGGCGAGGCUCAGCUAGGUGAGAUGCGUGUCUCUGAGGGCCUGGAUGGGUGUGCCAGCCCUACCAAGAGCACCUCAGCCUGCAACCGCAUGCUGAACGGGGCCGUGCCGAUGGACAACAGCAAGAUCCUGCUCAGGAGCAGCCGCAAGGAGGCGGAGGGGGCGGCCGGUGCCCAGGAAGAUGCCGAGGCCGUGGUGCAGUGUUCCUUCUGUAAGAGCCGGUUUGAACGCAAGAAGGACCUGGAGCUGCAUGUGCACCAGGCCCACAAGCCAUUUAAGUGCAGGCUGUGCAGCUACGUCACCUUGCGGGAAGAGUCUCUGCUGAGCCACAUCGAGAGGGACCACAUCACCGCACAGGUGCCCAACGGCAGCGAGGCCUGUGUGGAGAACGGCAAACCCGAGCUGAGCCCCGGGGAGUUUCCGUGCGAGGUGUGCGGCCAGGCCUUCAGCCAGACCUGGUUCCUGAAGGCCCACAUGAAGAAGCAUCGGGGCUCCUUUGACCACGGCUGCCACAUCUGUGGCCGGAGAUUCAAAGAGCCUUGGUUCCUCAAGAACCACAUGAAGGCCCAUGGACCCAAGGCAGGAAACAAGAACAGGCCCAAGAGUGAGCUGGACCCCAUUGCCACCAUCAACAAUGUGGUGCAGGAGGAGGUCAUCGUCGCUGGCCUGUCGCUCUACGAGGUCUGCACAAAGUGCGGGAACCUGUUUACAAACCUGGACAGCUUGAAUGCCCAUAACGCCAUACACCGCAAGGUUGAAGCCAGCCGGACACGAGCCCCGGCUGAGGAGGGGGACACCGAGGGCCCCCUGGACACCAAGCAUUUCUUCUUACAGUGCCUGAACCUGACACCAUACGUGGCUGGUGAUGUGUCCCCCAGUGGGCAGGCUGGACGGCGGGUGGCCGAGUUGGACCCCGUCAACAGCUAUCAGGCCUGGCAGCUAGCCACCAGGGGCAAGGUGGCUGAGCCGGCUGAGUACCUCAAGUACGGGACCUGGGAUGAAGCGCUGGCAGGGGAUGUAGCCUUUGACAAGGACAAGCGCGAGUAUAUCCUGGUGAGCCAGGAGAAGCGCAAGCGUGAACAGGAUGCCCCUUCUACCCAGGGUCCCCCCAGGAAGAGGGCCAGUGUGCCUGGGGACCCCAUGCUUCCUGGCCACCUUGACCCCCGGCCAGCCUCACGCCCCAGCCGCAGGGCCACGGCCACCACUGGCCAGGGCAAGUCCUCCGAGUGCUUCGAGUGCGGCAAGAUCUUCCGCACCUACCACCAGAUGGUGCUCCACUCGCGCGUGCACCGCCGUGCACGCCGCGACAGGGAUCCCGAAGGAGACAGAGCAGUGCGUGCCCGCUGCGGCUCACUCAGCGAGGGUGACUCAGCUUCCCAGCCAAGCAGCCCCGGCUCAGCCUGUGCCAUCGCUGACUCCCCAGGCUCUGGCCUGGCCGAAGAGGUGGUGGAUGACAGUGGAGAGGAGGCUGUGCCUGAACCCGCGCCAGGGGGCCAGCCACGGCACUGCUGCUCUUCGGGAGAGGUGGCGCCCACCGCGCUCUCCAACGGAGACCAGAGUCACACACUUGGAACGAUCCUGCCAGAGAAAGACAUCAGCGAGCCCAAGGUGGGGAUCGCCACGCCAUCCGUGUCCAUACUUGAAAACAGCAGCAGAGAGACUGCCGAGGGCCCCGAGCAGCGUAGAUUUUCUCUUGACUUAAAGAUGCCAGCAUUUCACCCCAAGCAGGAGGUGCCCAGCACUGCUGACCGGGUAGACUUCCCUCCGAGCAUGGAAAUAGCUAGCCUGCAGCUCACCUUGGACAGCCAGGCUGGGCAUUCGAAAGAAAAGCUGUCCGAUUUGCACAAGGAGCACUAUGGGGCCGGGAAGCGGGCACCUGCCCCUGACCUGGUUCCACUGGACUUGAGUAUGAGGUCGAGCCGGGAUGACCCCAGCAGUAAGGACGCCUGCUCCCUGCAGGCGGCCCUGGUCAUUCACCCGUGUCCUUACUGUAACCACAAGACCUACUACCCCGAGGUCCUGUGGAUGCACAAACGCAUCUGGCACAGGGUCAGCUGCAGCUCUGUAGCACCCCCUUGGACUCAGCCUAAUGGCCACAAGAGCAUUCGCAGCAGCCUGGUCUUCCUUGCUCGCAGCGGGCGCACGGGCCCUCCGCCUGCUCUUGGGGGCAAGGAGUGCCAGCCCCUGCUCCUUGCUCGCUUUACCCGCACCCAGGUGCCAGGUGGGGUGCCAGGGUCAAAGGGCAGCUCUUCCCCGCUCGGGGUCACCACCACAAAAGCCGCUAGCAUGCCUAAGAAUAAGGAGAGCCAUUCUGGGGGCCCCUGCGCUCUGUGGGCCUCUGGCCCCGAUGGAUAUCGACAGACCAGAGCUGGCCAUGGCCAGGAGCCUUCCGGCGCUGUUGGGCAGGGACCUCUGGCCAAACCCAAACAGGAGGCCAGCUCCAAGUUGGCACCUUCCCCGGGCAGUGGGGGCCUCAGCAGAAGUGCCACCCCUACACCCUCGGUUAUAACCCGUGUGGGUGCCCAGCCCUCAGCCAAUAGCAAGCCGGUGGAGAAACUCGGGGUCCCUGCAGUGGGGGCUGGCUUUGCCCCUCCGAAUAAGCACAGUGCCCCAGACUGUCUGAAAGCCAAAUUCAGUCCUCAGCCUCAGGGUCAGCCUCCCACGAAAGGUGAAGGAGGCUCCCCUCUACCUCCCCGAGAACCCCCCGUGAAGGCGGCCCAGGAGCUGAGAACACUAGCCACCUGUGCAGCGGGGUCCAGAGGGGAUGCAGCCUUGCAGGCCCCACCUGGUACGCCCCCCAUCUUACACUCCAUCAAGCAGGAGCCGGCAGCUGAGGGGCAGGAGAAACGCUUGGACAUCCUCAGUAUCUUUAAGACGUACAUUCCAAAGGACUUCGCCACACUCUACCAGGGCUGGGGUGUCAGCAGCCCCGGGCCUGAGCACAGAGGGACACCGCGGACACAGGCCCGCCAGGGAGGCUUUGUCUGUGUGGAGUGCGGCAAGAGUUUCCACCAGCCCAGCCAACUCAGGGCCCACCUUCGGGCACACACAGGGGAGAGACCAUACUACCCCAGGGACUGUGCCAGCGGGGCCUCUCCGAAAGGGGACCUAGAGACACGCCUCCAGCGCUCAGCCCGUGAUGGUGUCGACAGUGGCCUCACGGGCGAUUGGAAGGCUCCCAGCGGUGACCAUGGCCACCUUGGGGAAGAAGAGCCAGGGUCUCCUGACCAGAUACCUUAGACCCGGGAGCCGCUGCGCUAGAGCAGGCCAAGGGAGAUGCCUCCCUUGGUAACAUUUAGGGACAGCGAAGAUGCUAUGCCUAGAAUCCCGUGUAGCUCUUUCACACACAUGUAUGUGCUCAUCCACCAUGGCCUGUGUUUCCUCAUGAUAAGCAGUGGUAUUGGCAGGCACAGUGGGAGCUCAAGGCAUCUGUAUUACUCAAGACAAGCGUGAGACACUGGAAAAAAGAUACUGGUGUGUUUUGGAUGGAGUGGAGACCUAAGCACUGUGGGAGGUGUCCAGUGCUUAGAGGUGACGCUGUCAGGACGUGGGGAGUGGAGGCCGCUGAGGGCCCGCACUCCCGCCUCUCCCUGCCUCAGUGGGUAUUUAGUAGCAGGUAAGAUGGAGGGUGUAUUCAGGAGCUGUAAGGCUUGGUGGUGCUCAGGCUCGGUAAGGCAGGGCGAUGGCGGAUCCUCACAGUUCCGAGGUCUGGCCGUGACCCGCUCUGAGCCGUUCAUGUCAUCCUCAUGCUCUCUCUGUGUUUUCGCCGUUUGGGCUGCGUCUGGCACAGGAAACACGGCAGAGAUGGGAACACAUAGAAAUCCGCUUUGGAAAAGAGAGUUAGUUGAACACUAAGAAGAGCAGGCGUCUUUGUUUAUUCUCAGGACCUUUUUGUAACAGGGCUACAUUCUGCAAACUGCUCACAAAAGAAGACUACACGUCUUAACAGAUUAAGCCACUGAAUCCUCCCAGUUUGGGCCUGUUUUAGUGAUGGCAGAAGAAUCCUUGAGCAGUUUGGGGGCCCUAGAUCAUUAGGGUGCUACUGCCCUGGAACCUUCUCUUCCCCUCCUCCCCAUCCCAGCCUCUCCCCUGCAGCACCCCGGCAAAUAGAUGUCUUUCCCUCUUGGGCCUGGUGCCCACCAUUGGCCUAGUGGCUUUGUUCCUAGGUUGGUGGGAGGGCACCAGGCCUGAGGGCGAGGACGGCUUUAUAUACCUCUUCCUUAGUCACGCGAGUUCACGGUUCUGCGGUGGGGUGAAGGCCCUGGCAGAGGCUCUGAGCCCACGCAGCCGCGUGUGCGCUCGGAACUGUAUUCCGCAGGUAGCAGCGUCCCCCUUCCCCAUUGCUGUGACACUGUGUGUGAUGGCGAUACUUCUGCAAGUUCCAGAUGUUUGCACAUAGGAUUUUAUGCAUUAUCAGAAGUUACUGCUGCCUUGAAUGAAAACGUUCUGUGAAAUUUUUUGCAAAAGCUUUACUAGUUUUUUUUUUUAUUGUGAAAUUUUGUAAAGGCAGGAAAUGGAUUAAGACGAGCAUGCUAAAUAUAUUUUUCAAAAAAAGAAGCAAUAAUUUUACAUGUACAGAAAUUAUCCUAACCUUUAAUAUACUGGCGAGAGCGACAGUUUACUUAACACAGUAAUGGAUCAGUGCAGUUUUUGUAGGAAAUGGGCUUCUGAUACAAAGACUUGUUUAAACACACAUGUAUACAUGAACCCUGGCGUGUGGUUUCUCUGUUCUAAUAAUGUUGGAUUAUUAUUAUAUUAUUAUUAUUAUUGUUAUUGUUAUUGUUAGCUAAUGUUUGAUUCUGGAUUCUACUUGUUGCUGUUUUAAUUACUUGACCGUUCAGGUGGCUGUGACACUUGCAGACAAUGCAAUGUUAACUGGCUAGCAGAUACAUAUAUACAUAUCUAUGUGUAUAUAUAAUUAUUUUUUUUACUUAUUUUUUUCCUGAUACGCCUACACCAGGUAUGUAUGAGAACGGCUUGCCAUGUCCGAGUGCUUGGGAAUAUUGAUCGUUCUGAGACAUUACCUUGAGCAGGUCGCAGAGACACAUUCCUCUCUCCACCUGAGGCAGCAGAGUACUGUUCUGUUGAUUCGUGUUCGAUCAUUUUGAUAGCUCGCCCCACCGUUUCUGCAUUCUCUGGCUUUUUGUUUUCUUGGCUGAAAGUAAAGGUGACAGUUAGGAAUGUGCAGGGGCCUGUGGUUUGGGCCCCAUCUCUAUCUGUGUUUUAGUUAUUAAAAAAUUCUGUACACAAAGGGACACAAAGGUGUCGUCUGCGUUUUUACUGUGUCUGAAACUGCACUUGGCAUUGAAGCUGGAAGGGUCUGUCUUCCAGUGGGGCCUCCUUCCCAGUUGGUCUAGGGAAAGAGGGGUGCAUGGGGUCCCUGCAGCUGAGGGUCUGUCUGAAGAGCAGCCAGGAGAACAGCCAAUCCCAGGAUAACCUGCUCCUCAAAGCACAGAGAUACAGUUUUCAUGUAGCCACAAGGCCGUGAGCAACGCCCUCCCAUCCCCCCAGCUCACACUCCUCCUGGGACCAGCUACGUGCUGGCCUGGGUGUAUGGCCUCUUUGUCCCACUGACCAUCAGUAUUGGACCGGUUUGUUAAUUCAUUUAUGUCAGCUCAACCCUAGUAUUUAAUAUGAUUUGUGUUUUCUUAUUUAUUUAGCCAGUCUGUUUUGAUUUGCUCCCUCUGCGAUAAUUUCCACAUUUCUGACUGUUACAGACUUCCUACUACCUCUAUGAAUCUGCUGUCUCCUUGUUUCCUAACGGGACUUUUACAGUGUUGGUCUAAUGUGACUUAGACAAUAAAGGGUUUGGUUGUCUACACUGCAGCCGCUCUGUGUGUCUCCCCUGCCUUCUGCCCCGCGCUCUUCCUGGUUCCUGCCUCCCUCCCUCCCUGCCUCGCUCAGUCCACCUUUCACCUCUCUCUUGCCUUUUUCUUACCUCCUCUCUUACACAUCUUCCUCAUUUCAAUGGCAAAUAACACAUUUCUCAAACCCUUUCUUAAUUCAGAGAAUGAAGAUUUAAAUUCACAAAUAAUAAACAAAUCGUGGGUUCUAACUGUCUCCCCUGGGGAGUUGCCCAGUGUACCUGUCCACACUUCUGCUGGCUCUCGGAAGUCUCUUCCGUCUUAGGUGGAGACAGUUCAGCCUCCCCUGCACAGUACAGUGUCCAGGUCAAGUGGGCUUCACCUUUUUGGUUCUGAAAAGUAGUAGAUAUUUUAAGAAAUUUUCCCCAAUAUUUACUUAUUUAUUUUUUAAGUCCAGAAAGACACUGGUUUCUGAAACUUAGGUGCUCAGGCAGCACAAGGUCACUUCAUACCAAUGAGAGUGCCAGUGUUCUGUAGGCUGCAGGGAGGCCUCUUCAGAUUGGCUGCUGGGAGGCGCUGGGGCAGGAGUCACAGGCCUUUCAGGGGCCCUGUUGAGCAGAGCAGGUGGCCGGUUCUACCUUGGCCUCUCCAGGGCUGGUAGCUGUGAUCUUUUCUCCUCCUUGGAGCCAGGAGGAUGGCUAUGCUGGGCAGAUGAGGGUGUCUUCCAAGUCGCACAGUUGGUACAGUUCUCUAGGAAGAAGCACCCCUGCCCUUGUGAGGAACUCUUGACCAGCCUCUGUAAGACAAGACCCCUCCCUGCCACCACCACCUGCAGAACGUGAUUGGUUUUUAAUGCUUACAAAUCCAGCAACUUCUAAUAGUAACUUUUAUUUGCUGAGGAAAAAACAAAACAAAGAAAAAGGCCCUGCAGACAAGGCCUCUCCCACCAUGGGUGAUGCUGCAAACCGCAGAGCCUCCGGGACAUGCCUGCAUGAAGUGACCACCAAGCAAAGGUUCCUUCUUCACCAAUUUCACUAAUUAUUCUCUGAGGUGGGAAGAUGCAGAAGACCAUAGAGUUUGUAUUUCUUUUUAAAAAUACAAUUUAUAAUGCUAUAUUUUGUACUCUUUAUAUUAGAAUCUGUAACUAGAUUGAUGUAUUUAACUAUUUCUGAGAAAAAAUUCAAUGUUACAGCUGUGUGAUAAAAGAUAUUUAGAUAAAACAUAUUCACGCUAUUGGAAUUUGAAAUAAAUAAAAACAUCUUGGAGUUGUAA
Molecule: messenger RNA, 7636 nt
Organism: Peromyscus eremicus (cactus mouse)
Lineage: Eukaryota; Metazoa; Chordata; Mammalia; Rodentia; Cricetidae
Gene: Znf516
Product: zinc finger protein 516
Exons: 5
Coding region: 273-3800 (1175 amino acids)
Biological process (GO): regulation of DNA-templated transcription
Cellular component (GO): nucleus
Molecular function (GO): DNA-binding transcription factor activity, RNA polymerase II-specific; RNA polymerase II cis-regulatory region sequence-specific DNA binding
Source: RefSeq, a predicted model, not a curated record